Mercenaria mercenaria is the source of this 5106-nucleotide messenger RNA. RefSeq names its product NEDD8-activating enzyme E1 catalytic subunit-like. The record is from RefSeq and is a predicted model, not a curated record. The transcript has 16 exons. Lineage: Eukaryota; Metazoa; Mollusca; Bivalvia; Venerida; Veneridae. Gene Ontology annotation, molecular function: NEDD8 activating enzyme activity. Gene Ontology annotation, cellular component: nucleus; cytoplasm. Bases 106 to 1419 code for a protein of 437 amino acids. Gene Ontology annotation, biological process: protein neddylation.
AUUUUGUUCAACGUUGAAGCGACAUGGUAUUAAGCUCAUUUUCAUUUCAAAAUAUUCACAUUUGUCUUGUGUUACAGGGAAAAUAACACCAGUAAUAUAAUAAACAUGAGUACUGACUGGCAAGGACGCUGGUGUCAUGUUCAGAAAUUUCUGGAAAGAACAGGACCAUUUGCUCAUCCUGAUUUUGAACCAAGUAGUGAAACACUUGGAUUUUUACAAGAGUCAUGCAAGUUACUUAUCAUAGGUGCUGGAGGUCUUGGGUGUGAGCUUCUCAAAGAUCUUGCUUUGCUUGGCUUCAAGAACAUAGAUAUCAUUGACAUGGACACUAUUGAUGUGUCCAAUCUGAACAGACAGUUCUUGUUUAGAGCUAAAGAUGUUGGCAGACCAAAAGCUGAAGUUGCUGCAGAUUUUAUCAACACAAGGAUCCCAGGAGCUAACAUUACACCACAUUAUGCUAAAAUACAAGACUAUGACGAGUCUUUCUAUAGCGGUUUUCACAUAGUGGUGUGUGGUUUGGAUUCUAUAGUUGCAAGAAGAUGGAUAAAUGGAAUGUUGGUGAGCUUGUUACAGUAUGAGGAUGGUGUAUUGAAGCAGGAGACGAUAAUACCAAUGGUGGAUGGUGGUACGGAGGGGUUUAAAGGCAAUGCUCGAGUUAUACUGCCAGGAAUGACGGCCUGUGUAGAAUGUACACUUGAUUUAUACCCUCCUCAGGUAAAUUUCCCUCUGUGUACAAUAGCUCACACUCCCAGAUUACCAGAACACUGUAUAGAAUAUGUGAGAAUAUUGCUGUGGCCAAAGGAAGAACCAUUUGGAGAAGGUGUAGCUAUAGAUGGAGAUGAUCCGAAACAUGUAAAAUGGAUUAUGGAGAAAUCUGUGGAGAGGGCAAACGAGUUUAACAUCACUGGUAUCACUUACAGACUAACACAGGGUGUAGUAAAGAGAAUCAUCCCAGCUGUGGCGUCAACUAAUGCUGUAAUAGCAGCUGCCUGUGCCACAGAAGUUUUUAAAAUAGCAACAAGUUGCUGUAUGCCACUAAACAAUUACAUGAAUUUCAAUGACACAGAAGGAAUAUAUACAUAUACAUUUGAGGCUGAAAGAAAGGAUGAUUGUAUGGCGUGCAGUAAGAUACCGAAGUCACUCACAUUCUCCGAGUCUGACAAACUACAAGACAUUAUUAACUUCCUACAAGAAAGUGCAGAAUAUCAGAUGAAGUCCCCUGGUUUAACAGCGAAUGUUCAUGGAAAGAAUAAAACAUUAUACAUGCCAACAGUUAAAUCUAUCGAAGAGAAAACACGAGAAAAUCUGAAGAAAACUUUAGGAGAUCUGGGUAUAGUGAAUGGACAGGAGCUGUAUGUGGCAGACCCUACCACACCUAUGACUGUGACAUUUAAACUUAGUCUCGGCUCAAACAUGGAAUGAACAUCUACUUAUUAUCCUCGUGAUCUUGUAGCACCAGUAAUAACUUACCUCACAACUGAAAGGAGAAGAAAUCUUUAACUUUUAGAAGAGUGUGCACAGCAAUGGACAGAUUUAGUUUGCAUGUAUGUUAGAGUCAAUUGAAUAUUUUAUGAUGAAAUAGUUUUAUACUACUACACAAGCAAGUUACAUAUUAGGUACUUCAUGAUUGUCUACUACCAGAAUAACAACAGAAAAGAAACAUUUUUCAUCUACAAGGUCACAUACAGGUUAUUGAGACAGUCAUAAAAUAAUACACUUUUCCCCAAUGAAAAUUGUUAAAUGUAUCGUAGUGCAAAAUUUCUGCAAUUUUGUUUGAUUACUUUUUAUUUCAAAAAGGAUUACACAGCGCCUUAAAGUGACAUACCUCGGGAUGGACUUCUAUUCAAUUUUUUGAAAACAGAUUCACAAUUGAUAUUAGAUUUAAAAUUAUAAACCAGUUUUGUUUUGUAGAUAUAGUUAAUGUGUACCAUAUAAAAUAAAGCAAAGUUCUUUCAACUUUGCAUCUACAUGUAGUUUCAAUAGCAUGACUAGUGCUUUUGAUAGUUUCUGCACCUGUUAUUGAUAAAAAGUGUGUUUGUACUAAAAAGCACAGAAUCACUUCAUAAAUAAUUUUCUUUUUAUUACUUUUACUACUACUACUAAUGAAAGCAUUUCCUAAAUUUUGAAAACUUGGCAUAAAUCUAGAGGCAUGCAAGCUUUAAAGAUUUAUGGAGGCUUAUUAAAUUCUGUUUCAAAGUAAAAUGAAAUAGUAGGGUCAGCAGUUUAAACUGUAUUUGUGCACAAGAAACUGAAAAUACUUUUCUUUUCAACUUCUUACAUGUUGUACGCAUUUUAUUUUGUUAAAUAAUUUCAAGGAAAAUAUUUAGGCGUAGUAGCUCGUCCUCCUAGUGCUCCAAAGAUCUCCAGUUUGAACAACAUACAGAAGAAAUGCUUAGAAAUCCAGAAACACUGCCUUUUUUUAGGUUUAUACGCACUGAACUAAUUUUUAACUGAAUAGAACAUUACAUCCAACCCUCUGUACUAAUAAAUUAAUUUUGGAACUAUAUUAGGUUACUAAAUUUAAAUCUGUCCUAAGCAAGCAGAGUAUCCUGUCCAUUGUUUAUAAUAAUAAAACUUGAAUUGUAAUAUUGUAUGCAGUACAAGGUAAUACAAGUUAUAAAUUUACUGUUUUCAACCUUAGUUUAUUUCAGAUGUAAGCCUAACAUUGUUAAGCAUGUUUGAAAAAGUCCUAGUUAAUGUCAGUUUUCAGAAUAUCCUAGCUUUGAACAUACUAUAAUGUUACCAGUAAUUGAUGUGACAGGAAAUAUUACAGUUUGAAAAUAAUCAAAAUUGUUUGGCUGCAUGAUUGAACAUAUCACAAAGAAAGAAAUAUGUUAACCAUUGUUUUAAUAUGUUAACUGUCAUUGUUUAAAGGCUCAUAAUGCCUUUGUCUAUUAUUUGGCUACCACAUUUUUGUGCACCCCCCCCCCCCCCCCCCCAUGAGUGGCGGGGACAUACAGAUUUGCUCUUGUCCGUCGGUGGUUCGUGACGCGCCUAGCUCAAAAGUAUAUAAUAUAAAUUGAUGAAACCUUGCAUGAGUCUUUAUCAUGAUACGAACUUUUGCAUCUUCUAUUUUUCGUCUGGCUCCGCCCCCUAUUUUUAGAGUUAUGGCCCCUGAAAUAGUCAAAAAUGCUCAUUUUCACCUUGUGACACGCCUAGCUCAAAAAGUAUUUGAUAUAAAUUGUUGAAACCUUGCAUGAGUCUUUAUCAUGAUAUGAACUUAUGCAUCUCCUGUUUUUCAUCUGGCUCCGCCCCCUAUUUCCAGAGUUAUGACCCCUGAAAUAGUAAAACAAGAGCUGUCGGAGGACAGCAACGCUCGACUAUUCAACAGCCUUGUCAAUUGAAUGAAUACAAAAGUUGAAAAAGGGGCAUAAUUUUGUAAAAUGCAAAGUAGAGGUAUUGAACCUCUGUACUGCAUGUCAUAUCAUGACAGUGAACAAGUGUGUGAAGUUUCAAUCCUUUCCAAUUUGUGGAUACUGAGAUACCAGCUUACAUACAAAAACUUAACAAAAAACUGCUAAGUCAAAGGGGCAUAAUUUUGUAAAAAUGCCAAGUAGAGUUAUGGGACCUUCACAGUGCAUGUUAGAUCAUGACAGUGAACAAGUGUGUGACGUUUCAAUCCAUUCCAAUUAGUGGAUACUGAGAUAUCAGAUUACAUACAAAAAUUUAACCAAAAACUGCUAAGUCGAAAAAGGGGCAUAAUUUUGAAAAAAAAAGAGAGUAGAGUUAUGGGACUUGCUUAGUGCAUGUCAGAUCAUGAUAGUGAACAAGUAUGUGAAGUUUCAAUCCAUUCCCAUUAGUAAGUACUGAGAUACCAGCUUACAUACAAAACCUUAACCAAAAAUUUCUAAGUCGAAAAAGGGGCAUAAUUUUGUAAAAAAGCAAAAUGGAGUUAUGGAACCUGUGCAGUGUAGAUCAGUUCAUCACAAUGAAUAAGUGUGUGAAGUUUCAAUCCAUUCCCACAAGUGGUUACUGAGUUACCAGCUUACAUACAAAACCUUAACCAAAAAUUUCUAAGUCGAAAAAGGGGCAUAAUUUUGUAAAAAAGCAAAAAAGAGUUAUGGAACCUGUGCAAUGUAAGUCAGUUUGUCACAGUGAAUAAGUGUGUGAAGUUUCAAUCCAUUCCCACAAGUGGUUACUGAGAUACCAGCUUACAUACAAAACCUUAACCAAAAUCGGGACGCGGACGCCGACGCCGACGCAUGGGCGAGUGCAAUAGCUCACUAUUCUAUGAAUAGUCGAGCUAAAAAUGCACAUUUUCACCUAAUUAUUUCCUCUUAUUUGUGACAAAUGUACCAGUGGGGGGGGGGGGGGGGCACACCCUGUGUCCUACAGACACAUUCUAGUUUUUGCUUUAAGCAAAAAUAUGUAUGACCCGUGCCAUGAGAAAACCAUCAUAGUGGCUUUGCGACCAGCAUGGAUCCAGACCAGCCUGCGCAUCCGCACAGUCAGCAGAUGCUCAAGCUGGUCUGGAUCUAUGCUGGUUGCAAAUGCACUAUGUUGGUUUUCUCACGGCACAGCUCAUAUUAAUCCUAAUUUUGAUUAUUGUUUUCUCUGCUUUUUUUCAAAUGUUUGGAUAUUUAUCAGCAUAUUAAAAGGUUUUAAUGAAUCAAAUUGUUUUGAUUACCUCCCUUUAUGGCUCUAUCUGUAUAAGUUCAUGUUUAGUAAUGAAAGUACUGCUUUUCAAAUGGUGUUAUUAUGCACAACAUCUAUUUGGACAGCCGUUUCAACUCUUUUAAUAUAAAAAAUUAAAGCCUUAUGGAACUUGGUAGAUAAUGUAUGUAAUCAGUAUAUUUAAAAGUGUCAUCAAAAUGUGGUUUUCCAAUAGACACCCAUGAUGAAGACAUUUUGAAGUUCAUUUUCAAGUCAGUACAGCGAAAAGAAGCAGACGAGAUAUUAAAUUUUCUUAGGAAUCCUAACAAUCAUGUAAAUAUGCUGAACAAAACGUUUUACGAUUUACCGGUACAUUUAUUUACUUUCUUAUACUUGAAAUUGUAUUGUGCAAUACAGUAUGAUGUACUUUAAGUGCAGUUCAUGAUAGAUAAAGAAGAAUGUUGUCAUUGCAAAAUGUGAUAUUGUAAAUGAUGCUAAAAUAAAUUUUACAAUGUU